AAGAAGAAGAACAUUUCCGGCGGAAGUAAACAACAACGCGCUAACAGCGUUACCUCUACAGCAGGCUCUCAGUAGUACUGAUUGUCUAUUCUUUAUAUAAUCUAUAUAUUAUAGAAUCUAUUUGAUACUUGCUCCACGGAGCCCUUAUUUUAAGCACUUAUGAUUACGUCACAGUUGCCGCCAUUUUGGAUGUAGCUCUGAGUAGAGAAGAAGAAGAUGCCUCAUUCAUGUUCUGCCUUGAGUUGUUGUAACCGCUGUACCGCUCAAACCAGAGCCAGCGGCAUUACCUUUCACAGGUAAGAAUGGAAACAUGCUUCUUGUCGUGUUACUUAAACUUUUGCAUCAACCUAACUGUUCACUAACGUGUCUUUGUUAAACAAACGAGUCUGACUCUUCUGCUCAAACAUGGUCACAACCCUCACUCUCAACUGACGUGACGACAACGCAGCAGCUGACCAAUCCGCGGUCGCAAUUUGAAUCCAGUGAAACGCCCCUUACCUGGAGGAACGGAAGCCAUCUUUACCUCCGACAUAAUUGGCGGGGUUUCUCAUUGCGAACGCAGAAAUUUGGUGCAAAAUAAAAGGGAAUCAUGGUUAAACGUUGUCAGUGGGGAACGUGCAACUCCGACACCCGGUACCCGGAGCGCUUAGAGGGCGGGAUACACUUUAUUCCGUUUCCCAAACCCAAACGGAGUCUGGAAAAAUGUAAACGAUGGAUAAAAGCCUGCGGCCGACCUCAUAACCGCCUGAAUGAAACAAUGAUCAAUGGAAACUACCACAUGUUCGUCUGUACGAAGCAUUUUCCUGAAGGCAAACCAACAGACAGAUUUCCAGAUCCGGUUUCUUUUGAUCCCAAAGCCUCCAAAACCUCCAAACCAGUCAGGCGUCCCCGGGACCGGCGCCACGGAUCCCCAGCAUCAAAACAAGGAGACACACUUAGCCACUUAGGUGAAACCCUCCAGAGUGAGAAGAACCCAGGCCGCCGCUCUGAUGCUGCUGUUAAGACUUCUUCACCAAGGUUUUCUGCAUGGGGAAAGCUGGAACUGAUGGCUGAAAACGAGGCUUUGAAACGACGGCUGAAAGCAGAUCAAGAGAUUUAUGCCAAGAAGAUUUCUGAACUGGUGCUGAAAAACAAACUUCUUCAGCGGGAAAACAUGAAGCUCCGGAAGAAUCUUCAUGGAAGGACACAAAAACAACAUUCAGCAGGAAGCAUCGUAGCAGCCGACACAUGGGGACCCUCUGCAGAGCAGCUGGAACAAAUGUUUCCAAAAGAGAGCGUGCGCAGGAAGCAGUGGGAAGUGGCUGCUAGAAGCGAAGACUUCUCUGCCAGCGUGUCGGCGACGCUGUGCAGUGAGCAUUUCAGGCCGGCGGACUUCGACAGGACGGGUCAGACCGUCCGGCUCCGAGCCGGGGCCGUUCCUUCAGUCUUCAGUUUGCCAGCUCAUCUCCACAAGGUAUCUGUAGCGGCAAUGGCUGAGACAAAAAGUCCUCAACCAAUCAAAGAAGAGCAUGUUGAGCUGUGGAUCGUUCAGGAUGGAGGGCGGCUCGUAGUGAAGCAGGAGGCCAGCGCCGCUCUGGAGAGCCCUGCGUGUGAAAUACUCCACCAGGGACCAGAGCAGGUUCUACAGAUUAAAGAGGAACCAGAAUCUGUUCAGAUUAAAGAGGAACCAGAAUCUGUUCAGAUUAAAGAGGAACCAGAAUCUGUUCAGAUUAAAGAGGAACCAGAAUCUGUUCAGAUUAAAGAAGAGCAGGUGGAUCUCUAUGGUGAUCGGGUUAAAGGUCAACUGGAGCCUGAAACCUUCGUUGUGACUCAAACUACAGAGCAAAAAGACGACUGUGAACCAAACCAGAACCAGAUUCUCUCUGCAAACCAUCCUGAAGCUCAGAACCAGCAUCAGCAUGGAAGAACCCAGGAAGCUGUAGAUCUGGAACCGGCGGACAGCAGAAGCCACUGGGACAAUAUGGACGAUUCACCACUGAGACUUGAAACAGGUGAAACGACUUCCUCCUGUGACAGUGAUGAUGAUGAAUUUUUUCUGUCUUGCACUGAAGAAAUCCAGUGCAAGGCUGAGUUUUUGGCUCUUCACAUGGGCAGGAAGCCUUUGUCAUGUCCAAAGCGUGGAAAAUGUUCAGCUCGCUCUUCCAGAAAAAACAAUCGCAGGAAAAGGCGCCGCGGCGAUAAACGCUAUUCUUGCGAAGUGUGUCAUAAAUUCUUCACUCUGAAAUCCAGCUUAGUUUGCCACCUUCGAAUUCACACAGGUGAAAAGCCUUUCUCUUGUAAACUGUGUGAUAAAUCUUUCAAUCAGCGAGGAACCCUGACUAUUCACCUGAGAACUCACACAGGUGAGAAACCUUACUCAUGUGUAACUUGUGGCAAACGUUUCAUCACAAAUUCUUCAUUAACUGCUCAUUGGAGAACUCACACAAAACUGAAGUUGUAUUUUUGUAAAUUAUGUGAUAAAUCUUUUAAACGUCGUGGAAACCUGGCUAUUCACCUUAAAACUCACAAGCAGGACGCUUGUUAAAUUGAUGAAUCUGUUCGUCACCCCAGGGACUUCAGACACACCAGCUGAGUUGGUGGAACAUCAUAUAAAGUUGUAAUUUGACUCUUAGAAGUGAGAUAAGAUCCAGUCUUAUCUAUAAACUGUGUAAUAAAUCUUUUGAAUGCAUGCGUUUUACAGCAAUGGGUUUAGUUUGGCUAGUAAUAAGUUCCAGACACAAACAAAGUUGGUAGCUUUGAUCAAAAUGACCAAGUUAGGGCAACACCUGAUUUUCAGGAUUGUCAAAUGUUCUUUGCUGAAUGGCUGCCCUGAUGAUGGGGGUGUAGAACAAUUCAUGGAGUUGUUGGACUUCCGUUUUACUAAGAUGGGGGGUUCAGCCUC
This is a messenger RNA of Poecilia latipinna (sailfin molly), 2881 nucleotides long. RefSeq names its product zinc finger protein OZF-like. Gene Ontology annotation, molecular function: DNA-binding transcription factor activity, RNA polymerase II-specific; RNA polymerase II cis-regulatory region sequence-specific DNA binding. Gene Ontology annotation, cellular component: nucleus. The transcript has 6 exons. Gene Ontology annotation, biological process: regulation of transcription by RNA polymerase II. The record is from RefSeq and is a predicted model, not a curated record. Bases 590 to 2524 code for a protein of 644 amino acids. Lineage: Eukaryota; Metazoa; Chordata; Actinopteri; Cyprinodontiformes; Poeciliidae.